Zeugodacus cucurbitae (melon fly) is the source of this 1256-nucleotide messenger RNA. RefSeq names its product probable palmitoyltransferase ZDHHC24. Lineage: Eukaryota; Metazoa; Arthropoda; Insecta; Diptera; Tephritidae. The transcript has 2 exons. The record is from RefSeq and is a predicted model, not a curated record. Gene Ontology annotation, molecular function: palmitoyltransferase activity. The coding region runs from base 242 to 1087 and encodes 281 amino acids.
GUAAAAUACCCUGAUUCUUUCGGUCUUAUACGAAAAAGAACUUACACCAGAAAAUUUGGCAACUCUGUUAUUUGUAGAAGCAAACUAUACGGAAAAAGAAGAAGAACAUUUCGUUACAAUUUAGCACAAAUUCUUAAAUAUUUGUUUAUAUUGAUUAAAAGUGUUAAAAUAAAUUAUUUGAAACACAAGCAUCAUAAUCAAAGUGACUUUUUCUAUAUCAGAGAUAUUUUCGUGUCUGAAUAUGCGUCUCCGGCGUACAUUUUUGCCGCGAUCUUUGCGCGAUAUUGGCUGUUUCUUAAUUAUGAUGACUUUCAUACCAAUAGCAUUCGUAUUUGAGUUGACCGUUGUUCUCCCGGAGUUCCAUGCAACAAAUGGCAUAGUUUAUUUCCUUACAUGCUUAUUUGGAAUAUUCCUUUUAUUUAACUUAAUGGCGAAUAUGCUAGCAUGCAUGUUGGUCGACACAAGUGCGAGAACUGUUGUGCUAAUGCCACCAACAAAUGAACGACAACGUCAAUAUUGGCGUUAUUGUUCGGUUUGUGAAAUGUUGGCGCCACCACGUUCCUGGCAUUGUAAUAUUUGCGAUACAUGUAUACUCAAACGGGAUCAUCAUUGCAGUUUUACUGGUUCGUGUAUUGGACAUCAAAAUCAACGUUAUUUUGUUUUCUUUGUACUAUAUUUGGCCAUUGGUGCCACAUAUGCGGCGAUUUAUAAUAGCAUCUACUUUUGGUGGUUACACUCGGAGACUUACGUCAACUGGUUGACUGCUAUUAAAAUCGUAUUUCCCAUGUUCAUGUUCUGUAUCGAUGUGUCGCGGCAAAACUUCUAUUUGCUUAUCUAUAUGCUGAAUAUAAUUACGAGUGCUUAUUCCAUUGUGCUAAUCGCUUAUCAUGCUCCUUUCAUAUUACGCGGAGGUAAGGAAUGCGAGCGAGAACCAAAACGUUAUGAUCUUGGUGUACGACGAAAUUUGGAAAUGGUUUUGGGUAAGCGUAUGAACAUGACUUGGAUAUCACCAUUCAUACAGAGUGACUUACCACAUGAUGGUAUACACUGGGAGAAUGUUAUAGACGAGACGGAAAAACGUCGAUAAUAUUGACAUGUAAACAUAUGCGAGCUAACCGAAGAAUCUCUAGUCUAAUUCCGUAUUUUAUGUGAAUUUUAAAAGCAUUUAUCUUACGUGUAUCGAAAUUUACACUGCGUGUUGAAAUCGAAUUUUUCGUUUAUAAACAAAAUUUCUACCUUUAAUUUUUAACUAUAAA